UAAUCAUUUGCUUUGAAAUUGCUUCUAGUUCCUUCCUUUAGACAUCGUUUGGCUGGUCCAAUUAUUUUAACUUAAUCUUGUUCUCUCCGCAUCGGCUACGGGUGGGCGUCCUUGCGCCUGCAAUACUUGAAUCAGACAGUCUACACUCAAGUCGUCGACGUAGACCGUGACGUAGUAAUCAAACCUUCCUGCCAAUCUGGGACUGCCAACCAGUAGCCACGUUGUAUGAUGUGGCCUGCCGGCGGAACACCAACUCGUGGCCAACUUGAAGCUGACUAGCUGCAGUGAGCAAUACCGUACUACUUCUACUACCCCAAUUUAUAUUAUCCUCCGGCAAUCUCAGUCUCUCGAUUCGAUCGUUUUGGCUUCAACUUGAACCCACUAGUACGCAUUUGGAUGAGCUUACUUCCCAAAUGCUAAGCUACUUGUUGGCAGCAUUUCGCUGGUUACGAACCCUCUUUCAAGUUAUACUCAGAUCAUCAAGGAACUCGGAUGGCCCGUCAUCCAUUGCUAAACCCGACCGGGCUCGGGUAGCCUGGGUCAACGCGAUGCAAAAGUUCGAUACACUAGAUCAGAAUACAGAUGCAUUAUCAGCCCCUAGGCAUGUCCCCACAAGGUUGAUCAACAUCUUCACGGGACAAGUUGAAACCAUCCAGAAUGAUACCACGAAGCGCUAUGUCAUUGCAUCCUACCUUUGGAAUCCAGACAGAUUUUCGGACGCUCCGAGUCCAGAACACUAUUGUGGUUUGUGGGAUGACAUACCCCAGGCACCCACAUUCGACAAUUGGUUCCGUCUGACUUGUCUCAUGCAUCCAAACAUCGUUCAGGCAGUUGAUGCAGAGGAAAGGGAGUUGGAUCGUUUGCAUUGUCCGUCGGAAGUGCCGGCAGGGCUAUCUCGGGAAUAUCUACAAGAGAUAUUUUUCCUUGCUGCCAGGGAAGCUUUGUUGAUGGGUCUUGAGUAUGUCUGGAUGGACAGCAUUUGCGUCAACCAAGCAGAUCCAGAAGAUGUCGCGCACGAGAUACCAAGGAUGAGCGACUACUACAGCAAUGCAGCUUGCUGCGUUGCUGUAUCCGAAGCGCUACGCCGGCGCUAUGCUACCGCCAAAGACCCUCCCGAAGAUGACACAGGGUCAGAAUCCAGAAGUGAACAAGCUUGGCGCAGGAUUAUAACUUGGAUGAAGGGGUAUCAUGCCAAACGGGUCUGGGUCUUCCAGGAGACGUACUUGGCCAGAAAAGUUGUAGUCCGCGCUAGAAACAUCCGAAUCGACGCCAACGAAAUGUUCAAGACUAGCGACUCGGUUUCGUCACGCUCACGUCUCCUUCUCAGCAUAACGAGCGAUGAAUUUCCCAUUUCUCUCCCAAUAUCAGAUUGGGAUCGCCCAAUGUCACCUGAACUCUGUUUGCAGUACUGUCGCAAGCGAGACUGCGCAUUCCUUCAUGACAACGUCUACGGUAUUCUCGGCCUAUUCCCCCCAAAAAUUCGCCACUCGCUUCCGGUGGAUUAUCAACUUUCACCAGGAAUCAUUCUCGCCAUAUUUGCCUACUUGAGAGUUCGAGACGGGGAUUUAUCUGCUUUACUUACGCUCCAGCAUGAAAUCUACGAGAGGGAUGAACCCGGUCUCGGCAUCUCGUGGCUGCCUGCGGGCUUUGGCUGGCAGCCAAAGGAUAUCUUUGGCGUUACGCCGCAUGCCGAAAUCUCGCCUCAUGUUGACCCUGAGGGCAUACUUCACAUGUCUAUGCACUAUCUCGAAGUGGAGAAAGUUGCCAUAAACUUGAGUUUCGCGUCGAUUGCUGUAGAGCACGAUGAUCUCAAUAUCGAUAUCCACCUCAUGCCACGCUAUGCUGAGCUCUUCCGCCAAAGGCCGCCUCAAACCGGAAUAUAUAUUGUCGGGGGGAUAUUGGAACCUUCCAAUAGCGGGCGCGAACCUUCCCACUUUGGUCCGCCUACCUUUCGACAGCAGAUCGCAGAUAAGGAGCGCAAGGAAAGAUUGGCGUUUUUGAAUCAGAAAGCGAAAGAGAGACGGGGCGAAGUUGUAUUAGCAACCUUUGGGGAGCAGAGUUGGUCGUUUGAUGAAGUUCCCAACUGGUGGUUCUGGCUUUUAUUGGCAAGCGAUGAUGAAGGAAAGACAUGGAGAAGAUUCGGAAUAGCUAUCAGCCACGAAGUUAAGACUGGCUCGAUCGCACGAAAGAGAUUUAGUAUUCGGUAGUGAAAAUAUAAACUACUACUACUGUGUAGAUCAUAGUGUAGAGUGCUGCGCUUUGGAGUAUUUGCUAGAAAUAAUAUAUAUCUACAGGGUUUGAAAAAGAGUGACAGCACCGCCUUCGAGUCCAGGACCAAGCAUGGACCGGAGGCACCGGUGAGGAUUCGCAUGCUUAGGAAAGGAGCGAACACCGGUUCACCUACCUACUAGUAGACC
Molecule: messenger RNA, 2417 nt
Organism: Suillus subalutaceus
Lineage: Eukaryota; Fungi; Basidiomycota; Agaricomycetes; Boletales; Suillaceae
Exons: 3
Coding region: 414-2207 (597 amino acids)
Source: RefSeq, a predicted model, not a curated record